Messenger RNA from Eptesicus fuscus (big brown bat), 3720 nucleotides. It is a transcript of the gene FLYWCH1, whose product is annotated as FLYWCH-type zinc finger 1. The record is from RefSeq and is a predicted model, not a curated record. Bases 641 to 2722 code for a protein of 693 amino acids. NCBI's taxonomy places the organism in Eukaryota, Metazoa, Chordata, Mammalia, Chiroptera, Vespertilionidae. The transcript has 11 exons.
GCAGCGGAAUUCUUGUGCCCCGAUGGGCUCCGCCGCCCGGGCUCCCCGGGAGCUCGCCUAGGCGUUCUCCGAGGCCGGCUCCCCCCGCCGCCCCCCGACCGGGUGACGCGCUCCCCACCACCCGUGGGACGGCGCGCGCGCGCGGGCUCGCCCCCGAGAGGGCAUGUGGGGGCGGGGAUCCGGAGCUCGUGUUGCGCUGGCCUGAGGGGCCUGGGCCGCAAGGUGGACGCCGUGACUGCAGCGGCCGAGGCCAAAGGACCUGCCGCGGCUCGGUCCCGGAGAAAGAGGGCCCCGCUGCCUCGCCACCCGGCCGGUGCCCGGAGAAACCAGCUCAGAGAAUUGGUGGGAUUUGCCCCAGGUCUCCCACCCAGCACGCCAGCGCCAAGGACCUGGGUGUUGGCACCUGAGGAUGGUGGUUGUCGCUCUCCUGUAUUAAGGCCAGAAGCCAGGGAGCCCUCAGUGACCACGGAUCCUCCGGACAGCUUCGCAGCCUGACCCCGCCCCGCUGCGGCAGCGCCAGCACCAGCUCCAGCACAAGGACAGACACCCUGGACUGCCAGCUUCCUUGCCUGGGAGGAGGAGGAGAAAUCCGACAAGUCGGGCCUGAGUGUGCUCUGGGGGACAGGCCGUUGGUCCCAGAAUGCCCCUGCCUGAGCCCAGCGAGCAGGAGAGCGAGAGUAUGAAGACCGGCCAGGAGCCGUCCCCUGAGACUGGCACAGAUGUGGUCCCCGCAGCCCCCACAGACCCCAAUGAAUACUUCAAUCUGGUCCUGGUAACGAUCUGCAGUGGGGACGGGGAUGGCGUGGACUCCCUGCCCAAAGAAGUGCACUGCGCCAUGUCCCUGGAGGUGUCUGGCCCCGACACCCUGGGCAGAACCCUCCAGACACUGCCCGCAGAGGAGCAGGGAGGGCCCGCCCAGCCAGGCCCCCAGCCCCUUGAGCAGAAAUGCAGCCAGCCCGACACAGCAGCCCCCAAGCCCCUGGAGUUCCUGAGGACCCCGUUCGGGGGCCGCCUCCUGGUGCUGGAGUCCUUCCUGUACAAGCAGGAGAAGGCUGUGGGGGACAAAGUGUACUGGAAGUGCCGCGAGCACACGGAGCUGGGCUGCCGCGGCCGGGCCAUCACCCGAGGCCCGAGGGCCACUGUCAUGCGGGGCCACUGCCACGCCCCUGACGAGGAGGGCCUGGAGGCCCGGCGCCGGAAACAGAAGCUGCUGCGCCUGCCGGAAGGCUUGGGGAGUCCCCAGGUCCCCGGAGGCCAGGUGGAGGAGCCACUCAAGGGGGUCGGCCCAAGGCUGUGCCCCGAGGAGCCAGAGCCCGGCCCAGAGCAGUACUUCCGGCGAAGCCUGUCCAUGCUGACCUUGCCUCUCAGGAGCCUGCCCCUCAAGAAACGCCGGUUACUGAUGUUUGAGCGCCCGCCCUUCGAGUUCCUGAAGACCUGCUAUGGGGGCAGCUUCCUGGUGCACAAGUCCUUCCUGUACAAGCGGGAGAAGGCUGUGGGAGACAAGGUGUACUGGACGUGCCGGGACCACGUCCUUCACGGCUGCCGCAGCCGGGCCAUCACCCAGGGCCAGCGAGUGACCGUGAUGCGUGGCCACUGCCAUCCGCCCGACAUGGAGGGCCUGCAGGCCCGGCGGCAGCAGGAGAAGACCAUGGAGACACAGAGGGCCCGGCCAGGCGGCCCCGGGGGCCAAGUGGACAAGCUGCUCCAAGGCGUGGACAGCCUGCUGUACCACAGGGGGCCCGGCACCCUGACUCUCACCAGGCCCCGUCCCAGAAAGCACGCGAAGCCACAGGCCCUGCAGGAGUCUCCCCCCAGGGACCAGGAAAGGGGCCUGGGAGGCCCUGAGUUCCUGAGGACCCCUCUGGGGGGCAGCUUCCUGGUGCACGAGUCCUUCCUCUACAGGCGGGAGAAGGCCGCCGGCGACAAGGUGUACUGGACGUGCCGGGACCAGGCCCGCAUGCGCUGCCGCAGCCGGGCCAUCACCCAGGGCCAGCGGGUGACCGUGAUGCGAGGCCACUGCCACCCCCCUGAUCUGAUGGGCCUGGAGACCCUGAGGCAGCGGGAGAAACGCCCUGGGGUCGGCCAGAGGGGGAAUUCAGGAGACCCUGAGUUCCUGAGGACCCCUCUGGGGGGCAGCUUCCUGGUGCACGAGUCCUUCAUCUACAGGCGGGAGAAGGCCACUGGCGACAAGGUGUACUGGACGUGCCGGGACCAGGCCCGCAUGGGCUGCCGCAGCCGGGCCAUCACCCAGGGCCAGCGGGUGAUGGUGAUGCGCAGGCACUGCCACCCGCCGGACCUGGGGGGCCUGGAGGCCCUGAAGCAGCGCGAGCCGUUCCCCACCCAAGUCCUGAGGGAAGGUUCAGGACCCCCCCAGCCUCUGGAGUUCCUGAAGACGUCCCUCGGGGGCAGGUUCCUGGUGCACGAGUGCUUCCUCUACAGGAAGGAGAAGGCUGCUGGUGAGAAGGUGUACUGGAUGUGCCGGGACCAGGCCCGGCUGGGCUGCCGCAGCCGGGCCAUUACCCAGGGCCAGCAGGUGACGGUGAUGCGCGCCCACUGCCACAUGCCUGAUCUGGUUGGCCUGGAGGCCCUGAGGCGGCGCGAGCGGCUUCCCAUUGCAGCCCAGCAGGAGGAUCCAGAAAAGAUAAAACUGCUGACUAAAGUUCAACUGUGCUUCAAGAGUUAUUCUCCUGAAAGCCAGCAGAUUAAUGGCGAGUCUCAGUGAGGCCAGUCUCCUUUCCCACCGGUGUCGCCAGCAUCAAGGAUGCUCCAUGUCUAUACAGGACCCUGGCAUUUCCCACCAAAUUAGCUGCUGCUGGAAAAAAGCUCUUUUUCACUCUUUCAAAGCAUCAACAGCCAUCACACUCCUCAAGAGGCCUCCCAGGAGGAACACUCUGAUGGUGUCUUCAUGCAGGCGAGAAGAGUGCCAGAGCUGGCAGCCUGAAGGUGUGCGUGAUGUGGGGAAGGCCUGACCUCCCCAAGAUCUGAAGAAGCAUCUUUUUACAAAGUCUUCCCUGCUCUGCCGCCCCGAGCCACAAACACCUAUCUGUUUUCAGAGCGCGAGACUUUGCCAAGGACUUUCUAGUUGGGUGUGGCCCUGCUUUGGCCAGGGCACGUUUGGGGAACUUCUUGAUUUUUGGAGCUUAGCUGAACUGCCCUGCCUAGCUCCAGCCACUCAGGUGUUUUCUGGGCAGGUGCCACGUGGGCCUUUGUGCCCCGUGGCCACCUGCUGCUGGAGUGCAGCCAUCCCUCACAGUUACAGAGCGGCCAAACCAGAGGCCCCACUACACACUGUCAGACUUCUUUCCCUCACUGUUUUCCAGUUUAAACCCAAUGUCCACGAUCCCCAUGGCAGGGGUCGUUUCUGGCCGUGGGAGCCAGCCCGGAUGUCCACAGGAAGUCAGCAUGGAGCAGACUCCGUCUGGCUGAGGCCGCAGUGCCCUGGGUCACCCACAUUCAUCUGAGGCAGGAGGAGAGGCAGACCUGGAUGGCGGAGGGGUGCAUCUCUUUCUCCAGCCUGGUCACAGCAGAGAGCGGGCCUAGCAGGUCCAGGGGAAGCAGGGGCUGCUGCUUGCUUAUAAGGACUUUUCUUUGACAGCAAGGCUCCUGCAGAGGGAGCAGGCCCUGGAGCCUGCCACCCAGCCAUGGGACAGUGACAUCUCAGUGUCCCUCACUGUCCCUCUGCUUGUUCAUUUCCCUCAAUAAACCUUAUUUAAUAACUCA